Messenger RNA from Actinia tenebrosa (Australian red waratah sea anemone), 772 nucleotides. Its product is annotated as transmembrane protein 69. NCBI's taxonomy places the organism in Eukaryota, Metazoa, Cnidaria, Anthozoa, Actiniaria, Actiniidae. The record is from RefSeq and is a predicted model, not a curated record.
CCAAAAUGGCGACCAUCAUGAGGUAUGGAAUCUAUGGACGUAGCUUGCCCUCCUUCAAGAAAAUAUCUUUACCUCUCUAUUCCACUUCUCAUUUGAGCUCAUAUUGGCCUCGAAAAGGAUAUAAAGAUCGUUUCUUAAUGAAUAUAUCCAGCUUUAAGAAAUCACAAUUAAUAUCUUCCCAGCAAAGGGCAACCUAUAUUYCUGUCUUAUCAAGAAGUUAUUGUAGUGAAAAUUCUAAAGAUUCGAUGUUUGAAGACCUAAAAUCCAGUCCUACCUCAGCAAUAUGGCUUGGUUUYUCUGGCGCCAUUCCAUUCUGUAGUCUUGCUGGUCUGUCGUUCAUAACACCAGAAUACUUAGACACUAUAAUGCAUGCACAGUGUGCAUAUGGUGCAUGUAUAUUAACAUUCCUUGGAGCWGUACAUUGGGGAUAUGCAAUGACCAAGGACAGUCCACUGAAACCUAACUGGGGUACUCUAGGGUACAGUGUGACACCAUCACUUGUAGCCUGGUCUGCCCUGCUUAUAAAGCCCCAAUAUGGACUGGUUACCAUAGCAAUAGGGCUAUUAUAUGCAUUGUCAAAGGAUUUGGGAACUCCAUUUUUUCCUAGAUGGUACCAUGCAUUAAGGAAGGUCCUGACAACAUUAGCUGCAUCGUCUAUGCUUCUGACCGCUACAGCAUUCUAUCUAUAGAUAUUGAAAUAUAUGAUCAUUUUAUCAUGCUCGAGCAUACAGUUUCUGCAGAAGGUGGGGAUCCAAGGAAUAUCUAUGGGUUA